Molecule: messenger RNA, 1191 nt
Organism: Colletotrichum phormii
Lineage: Eukaryota; Fungi; Ascomycota; Sordariomycetes; Glomerellales; Glomerellaceae
Product: inhibitor of apoptosis-promoting Bax1-domain-containing protein
Exons: 3
Coding region: 180-1052 (290 amino acids)
Source: RefSeq, a predicted model, not a curated record
CUCUCCCCGCCCGGCCCUUCCUUCAACCUUUCCGCAGGCAACCAACAACCAAAAAAAAAAAGUUCAAAAGUGCUCGUCAUACACCUAUCACCUACGCGACAUCCUCCUCGCAAACGUUUUUCUCGACGACAAGUUCAAACACUUUCCACCAACGAACCGGCCAAAUCCAAGCGUAAACGAUGGCCUCAAAGACAAAGUACGCCCCGGCGCCGACCCAGGACCCGGACGAAGCAUCAAGCUACGCCCAGGCGCCCCCCGCCUACCAGGCCGAACCCACCGCCGCCUCCGAUACCGACCGCCUCUUCGGCGGCGGCGCGCCUCGUAGCAGCCAGGACGAUGACCUCCCCGAUGACUUCAAGCUUCCAACUAACCCAUCAAACCCACAGUUCGGCGGCUCAGUAGCAGAGGCCACGACCGAUAUCAGAAACCAGUUCAUCCGCAAGGUCUACGCCAUUCUCACCGUCCAACUCAUCGCCACCGGCGCCGUCUCCGCCCUCAGCUUCUUCAGCGAUGGCUACAAGACCUGGAUCCAGGCCCACCCAGGCCUCGUCUUCGCAUCCCUCUUCGGCUCCAUCAUCAUGAUGCUCCUCACCUUCUGGAAACGCAAAUCCUACCCGACAAACCUCCUCUUCCUCUCAGGCUUCACCCUAAUGGAAGCCUACACAAUCUCCGUCAUCGUCUCCUUCUACAAGGCCGGCAUCGUCCUCAACGCAGUCUUCCUCACAGCAGGCAUCUUCAUCUUCCUCACCGCCUUCGCCUGCCAGACAAAAUACGACUUCACCUCCUGGAUGCCCUACCUCGGCGGCGCCCUCUGGGGUCUCGUCCUCUUCGGCUUCAUGUACAUGUUCUUCCCCUACAGCUCCACCGGCGAGCUCGUCUACGGCGGCAUCGCAGCCCUCAUCUUUAGCGCCUACAUCCUCGUCGAUACGCAGCUCAUUAUGCGCCACCACCACGUCGAGGAGGAGAUUGCCGCCGCCAUCAGCUUGUACCUCGACAUUAUCAACCUGUUCUUGGCGAUUCUGCGCAUCUUGAACAGCCAGCAGAACAACUAAAAGCUGGUUGUAACACACACACAAUACCCCGAUGUUCUAUUAGUAGCGUAAUCUGAAAUUCUUAGCCACGCAGUUUUGACUUCAGACAGGUGGCUUAUGAGGAGAAAAUAGGCUGUUUUAUUGUUUUAUUGGCCUUCGU